AUGCACCGCGGUAGCUCAGCAACUACCAAUGAUGGGUCAGCUUCAAGCGGUAGCAGGCUACCCAGCUCUUUGACCCGUUUUUCAUUUCACAAGCAGCUGCAACAAUUCGGCGGAAGUGGAUCCUUUCAUGGGACAUCGCCUAAAGUGCCCUCUAGAUAUCCUGUUGGAGGCUUCCCGCCAUCUAUGGAUAGUUUAAAAGAAGACCAUGUAUCUGAAAGUAAAAGGGGGGACGGUCAUAGAAACUACGUGAAUCCUGGACAGAUUCGGUCAUCCGGUCUCAAAUAUACACAUCAGGCACCCAAAGAAUUGUCUAGUAUAGAUAAAAUUAACGAUCCUCAAAGCAAGGCAGUGGUAGUCGCGGGGAAAAAUCACUUGGGGCUUUAUAGAUUCACCACAGAUAAUAAUGACCUGUCUUGUGUCCACGACUUCCUAUCGAACAAGAAUGAUCGUGUGUCUAUGAGCGUGAGGGCCCCUAAGAAGAUAAGCACCAUAUCUGAUGUUAAAGCAGGCUUUCAAAACUAUAAUCACUAUGUUGCCAUUUGUGGCACUUCGACCUCAGUAUCCAUUUAUGACAUUACGAAGGUAAACUCCUCAGACAGCCCUCUGAACACAGUCUUGUCAAAACACUCCAGGUCAAUCAAUAGUGUUGACUUUAAUAUGUCGCAAAGUAGUCUCAUCGUUAGCGGGGGACAAGAUGGCUGUCUCAAAAUUUGGGAUCUUCGCUCUAGUCGAGGCAACAAAGGCAGCAGCGACUUAAGUAUAAACGGUGGAUCUGACUCCGUAAGAGAUGUUAAGUGGAUGCCCAGCUACGAUUUUAUUAAUUAUGAUUCUACUCCAGGGUUAGCCAGUAGGGGCCACAGGCUUGCUUCAAUACAUGAUUCGGGUCAAUUGUUAACAUACGACUUGCGACAACCCACCCAAGCUGAAAAAAGGAUAAACGCGCAUUCCGGACCGGGACUCUGCCUCAGUUGGCACCCCCUUCACGAGUACAUCAUGACAGGAGGGAGAGAUGGGAAGUGCUGCUUGUGGAAUGUGAGCGGGAAGUACGCUAAUGCUAACACGGGAAAUCCUCACCUUAGCAGCUUCCUCAACCCGACGAAUAACAGCAGUAUUCUUACCCCUGGUUACUCUUUGAACUCUCUGGUGACUGCCCCUGAGGUUAUUGUCAAUACGGCACACCCUUUGACGAAACUAAAAUUUCAGCCUGCCGCAGUAGACAAUAUCUUCAAUUCAGUGAUUGCCCUCUCUUCGUUGGGAGAAAACUCAGACAUUUCUUUAUACUCGCUGUCCAGAGAGUUCAUACCUCGAAACGUGCUAACGACGAGAACUCCAUCCUGUGGAUUUGUUUGGUGGGACGAAAAUCUCGUCUUUAACAUUGACAAGCAAAAUACAAUAACGGGCUGGGAUCUCAGUAGAGAGCCUACUGUUUUGGAUAAUCUUACCAAAAAUGUCGUGGGAUGGAGGGAUAUUGAAGGGGAUGGUAUGUUGUUCUUAGCGCAAGAGAAAGGUACAUAUACGAUGCCUGAAAAGAAUGUUGAAGCUUCGCAUGAGAAUCACCGUACUUCUUUGCAGAGCAAAAUGAGUACAAGUUCUGUCCACAACCUAUUCGCCAAUAGUGGAAUUCGACAUAACUCAAGUACCUCCUCUUUUCCUGCUCUGGCUUCGCGCCAUGGCUCUAGUGCUACUUUUGGAGAACGACCAUCCUUUCCCCGAAAUGGAACAUCCCAUAAUAGCAAAAGCAUCAAUACUCAGGCAUUUGGAUCUCUUUCCAGCCAAAAUGGUCCCCAUCACAAUUCGAUAGUUUCAGCGAGUUCGUCAUCCACCACAGCAGAGUUGCCGAGCGAGGAAUAUAUCUCACCCCGUUUAAUGGCGCUUGAUCUACCGCAGAUUCUAAAUAGCAUCAUCGGCCCCAAAUCAAGAGAUACUAGAGCGAGGUUUGGUUCCGCUGAUGUAUCAACCUUGAAAGAGUCACCAGUAGAGGUUUUCAAGUUUUUAGCAAAGGAACUGAAAUUUUCCUACAUGCAGGAGAGACUGAAUACUAAAUUUGAAGUCAAGAGUGGCGAAAGUCUAUCAGACGAGAAUAAUACAAAAGUCGAAGAUGACAUAGAUCUAAAGACACAUCUUAUAAAUCAGUUUGGUCUAGCUGAAGAUAAUACGUGGACAAAAUUCAUCAGGAGCGAUAAUACAUCUCAAGAAAAAGAACCAAUCUCAAACCAAGGUUAUAGUGUAAAAAUUUCUGAGGAUAGCGAGUCUUCUUUUCUUAGGACAACUGAGAGCUCGGAGAGCAGUUCAAUUCCAAAUGAACCUGCACGUUCGCGAAACGAAGUUUUUACAGAGGAACUCAAGCUCAAAAAGAAGAUUGAGCACUACAUUGAACUCAUUUCUAUGUGUGAUCAUAAUGCUGAGACGUACUUAUUUGUCGAAGAUCUGAAUAAUUUUAAGAUUUGGGUGAUGAUGAGGGAUGCUCUCGUUUGGGACCUGAAACAAGUAGCUGAAAAAUUCAAGCUUGAAGCUACUGGUAGUCCGUUCGAAACUGUUUAUGAAAACAAAAAUGGAAUGGGGCCACAGAUGGUACGGAAAAACUCAGCUGGUUCUGAGUACAGUAGCUUCAGUGCUAGCGAAGCAAGUUCGAUAGCUCCUCAUGGCUUAUCAAAGCAUCAGGAACCUAAUCAGUCAGCGCCUCCCUCUAAACAGGCUUCGAGCUCCAGUCUAAGUGUUGAAAUGGGAGCGAGUCUGACCAAUGAAGAGCCUACAAGUGUAGGAGGGCAUAAAGGUCGAGCGCCAUCCCUAGCUCGUUUUACAACAACCGCUGCUGAGUUAGAUGAGCUGCGAAGGCAGAAAUCGGCAAAUGAAGAGAGCUCUGAAAGUGCCAUAGAAGACGAUGAAUUGUCAUCGGACUGCGAGGGCGACUCUCGCAAUAAUUCUACAAGUAGUAUGCCGAUUGUUCCACAAUCCGGGAGGAAAAUAUCCUUUAUCGACAACUUCAUGACAAACUUGAGGUCUCCCAGGGGAGGAAUGUAUGAGGGUGAUCCGGAAACAAGCAGGACUUCGAAUUCUAUGAGCACAAAAAGAUCAUCGCAUCUUAGCCACGGUUCUUCCUUUGCAGGACUCAUAUCAAAAAAACAUUGGAUCAUCCAGCAAGAGCAAGAAGUAACUCAACCAGUUUAA
Molecule: messenger RNA, 3168 nt
Organism: Lachancea dasiensis
Lineage: Eukaryota; Fungi; Ascomycota; Saccharomycetes; Saccharomycetales; Saccharomycetaceae
Source: the annotation of a GenBank genome assembly